This is a messenger RNA of Alternaria rosae, 2562 nucleotides long. RefSeq lists its product as uncharacterized. Lineage: Eukaryota; Fungi; Ascomycota; Dothideomycetes; Pleosporales; Pleosporaceae. The transcript has 5 exons. Gene Ontology annotation, biological process: protein ubiquitination. Gene Ontology annotation, molecular function: ubiquitin protein ligase activity. The record is from RefSeq and is a predicted model, not a curated record. The coding region runs from base 1 to 2562 and encodes 853 amino acids.
AUGGAACGCGCCAUGCGAAGUUGGACUACCGUUUGCUCCCCCGCAACGAUAUUUCCCGCGCUCCGACCGCGCUCCGAGGAUACUUCUUUUGCUCGCCCACCUCAAAACGCAGGAACACGACUACAUCACUCGACAGGAAACCUUGCGCGCGACAACGGAAACAACAGCGACUUUCCCGGUUCUCGAACUGAUGGUGUAUUUUGGCAAUUAUGUACCGCUUCUACUCGGGCAAAUGGAAGCACAAACAAAUAUUCCAGGCGCCUGCUGUUUAUUACCUGGAAGUUUGUGGAAUACCACCUUGCCGCGCAGUCCGUCGACCCGACAGCUUUGCGCUUGAUCAUCAGCCAGAACGCAUCCGACAACUGGCUAGAAUGGUCAUCUCAGAUAGAACUGCUAAAUCUUCCAGCACUCUGGGUCGAGUUCUCCGCCACAUUCAAUUCCAUUGUUCAUCAGGACCCAGUCAGAUACGACAAGCGGUUCUGGGAAUCAGAUACCGAGUCCCAAAGUCUAAGGGUCGAUCACAUUGUCGUCCUACUGUGCGAUACCCUCAUCAACAUGUCCGUCCAGCUCGAAGAACGUAUCAUGAACAUACUCAACUCCCAGCCGCGCUACGAGGAUAUUCACGACAGCUUUCAACGCCAGCUCAACGCACCUUGUAAUGUCCGCGGUACAUUGAGGCUGUUGAUAGGGGCUUUUGCAUCCCUGUUGGGCCGACCACUGUACACUGGACUUUCUUGGGACAUGUUCAAAAUGCUCGUGGAUAGCGCACAGGCCGCCAGUGCGCACGACCCAGAAUUCACCCAUCGUGUGCAGCUGGCACUAUCUUCGCUCGGGUUCGAUCGCUUGCUCGACCCCAUGGCGGGGAAAGACGAUACAUGGGUAUGGGUCACUGACAUGGGACGUUACGGGUACGAAAUCGACAGCGACAGCGACAGCGACAGCAAAUUUGGUCUAGAUGACCUUCCAGAUGUCUGCUUUAACCCCGUAAGCCCUUCGCUCCAGGUGGAAGACUACGCACUUGCCGUAGCCGAUGCCUCUGAUAUCCCGGAAGGAGACUGCUCCAUUUGCCGCGACACCCUCAACGUCCACGAGCGAGCCCACGUCGAAAUUCCUGUCAAGAUUGACUGCGGGCACGCAUUUCAUUACGGCUGCCUCGGUACCCUGAUCAACUGUCUUGCCAAGUUCUCGAACUUUUGUCCUAAUUGCCGGCGGCCAGUUCUCCUGUCGGUUCAAAAACCCAUUCACUCCAACGUAGGCUACACCAAAGACGAAUCCACGACCAUGGCGACGAGCACACCUCUAUCCUCUUUAACUAUACUGUUCCACAUCCUACAAUCCCAUACAAGGACCCCAGAAGAAGGUAACAAAGUCCUGCAAGUCUACCAAAUGUUCGUUGACUACGCCUCACAGUAUCGCACUGAUCCCUUUGUAGCACCCCUCAACAACACUGGCAUACCUGAAGGAUGGCGCAACCUCCGCAGGUGGCUCCAUACGCAGCACCCUGAUACCAACACUCUUGAAGAGCUACCCUCCCACCAUGACGUCGCCGUCGAACUCAUCUGCAACAUACCGGAAGGCGGCACUCCAACACUAGCGAGAAUCGGUAAAGACUACGUAUAUUACAUUGGCGAGCAGUCAGGUUUUACGCUGAACACUCUAGAGCAAUAUGGAGGCUUCGAAGAACUAUUAGACUAUAUCACAAGACUGCAGCCACGAUGCGGAGAGCGGAUCAUCGAAUACGAAGAAAGAAUAGCCAUACACCGAGAUCCAGAGACAUAUUUGAUCGAAACUCUGCGCAAACAAAUCCACACUAUAAACCCGGAAAAGAUUACAAACACGAUGGCUGUGCUCUCGGAAAUCUCUGUACAUGCGGCCGCUUUCCUCCGCUUUUGUGGCUUCACGCUUACGGAGGAUAAGGUCCGCCACUUUUGCACGACAGCAAUCAUUUACGCUCGUUCUAUCGUUUCAGAGCUUUUCAGCAAGGUUGCUCUGGCUCUGAGGUGUAAAUUUGGCGCACCUCGAUGUAACAGCGUUGGCACGUUCACUGUUGCACCAAGCAUAUUAUAUCGCGAGAAUAACUCCCUGACCAAGGUCAUGCGCAGUCCGUUUCGAUUGCAAAGUUUCUUCGCUGCCAGCCCGAUGCCGCUUGCUAAUUUUGUUCCUCACGGAUGGACAGACAAGGAUGGGUACCAUUUCUACUAUGACGAGCUGAUUAUUCCAACGCUCGUGGAGGAUGCGCCUAGCUUGAUGGAGGAUGUGAGUAGGGAGCCGGAUAGUCCGCGACGGAGUCCGUUGAUCUGCUCUACGCCGGUAAAUACAGCAGAUGAUAUCGAGCCAAACACUAGUUGCGCAAUCUGCGGCGAUACACACUUUUUACUUCAAGGGCUAGAUCCGCAAAUGACUAUACGCGCGCGUUGCACUGGUAGACAUAUGUAUCACUAUGCCUGCUUAGCGACCUUGAUCAACGGCAUUGACGCAUACGCAAACAAGUGUCCUAUUUGCCGUCAGGAGAUUUGCUCACUGCGGCGUAGUAGACCUGUCAUCGAUGAUGAGGUGGAUUAG